Messenger RNA from Hypomesus transpacificus, 2394 nucleotides. RefSeq names its product AKT1 substrate 1 (proline-rich) (gene akt1s1). Gene Ontology annotation, biological process: negative regulation of protein kinase activity; negative regulation of TOR signaling; neurotrophin TRK receptor signaling pathway. Gene Ontology annotation, cellular component: cytoplasm. The transcript is spliced from 6 exons. Lineage: Eukaryota; Metazoa; Chordata; Actinopteri; Osmeriformes; Osmeridae. The coding region runs from base 568 to 1584 and encodes 338 amino acids. The record is from RefSeq and is a predicted model, not a curated record.
GUGCGACGUGCCCCUGACACAAGCGUCUGUAAACAGCUACGUCGGUGGAGUCUAGGGGAGUCACACUGGCAGAAGGAUCAGACAAUGAGAGAUUAAAGAAACGAAAUUAUUACAAGCUUGAAGCCUGCAAACCCCAGAAAGGAAGAACGUGAAUGUGUUCACCAGCGUCUGAAGUUCCUCUACCUCUCCCCUAGCUCUCUGACACUCACACUGACGUCACAUCAACAUACCACCUCGUGCCUGAUUUUUCAACUGACUAUAGUUUUUAUUCCUUAGCUUUACAACUACACCAGCAAGAGAGACUAAAGUUUGAGAGCAACUUAGAGAUAUUUUGGUACGAGCAGUUUGUAAAAAAAAUUACAUAAAAAAAAACGACGAGAAAAAUAAUAAAGAAACGAUAGUAAUCUCCAACAUUAAACACCUCUCAGGGUUCCUUUAGCUAGUCACACACAUCCCUGGUUAGACCACACUCUCAUCUACUGAAACAACAUUACAGCAAUCUUUACAUUCCGAGUCCUGAUAAACUAGACGUCUAGAAACACCCCCUCCAAGACCUGUCCUCCCAUCAUGGCCUUCAUCUCUCAGUCCAACGACCUGGACAUCCCUGACAACCACAAGGAGAGCUGGCUGGCCCUACUUGCGGCGGCGGAAGCAUACUGCCAAAAAUCCGGCUGUGACCUGGCCAUCCUCACAGCCUGUAAGAAGUUCCGUCCGUCCGUGGCGGUGGGAGACAGGAAGUGGGACUUUGUUUACCACGUGUGGGGCCAGGGGGCGCUGGGGGAGGCCUCCCGCCGCUACGUGGACGACAUCGCGGUUCUGCACUCCACCUCCAUGCUGACGGCUCACCGCCAGGCACGGCUUCCCGCCGGAGGGGCCGGGGCCAAGCUGCUCCUGGACACGUCCACGGAGACGGCGUCCAGGCCGGGCGUAGGAAGUGAGCUGGAGGUGGGGACCGCAAGUCCCAACAGCAGACUUUAUUCGCAGAGUUAUCCGUCCAUCUACAGUUCGGGGGCUGUGAUUGGCCAAGCUGGUGGGCAGCAGGCCAAUGGGGAGCGGGAGCAGGAGAUGAACGCCCUGGUGGAGGUGGAGAGAGGGAGAGAGAGGGCGGGGAUCGUGGAGGAGGAGUGUGAGGAGGAGGAGGAGGAGGAAGACAUGGAGGAACGGAGACGCAACUUAAACGAAUCAGCCGGUGUGUUCUCCAUGGAUGAAGACUCGCUGUCCCGCGACUGUGAGCCGUUCUUCGAGUCCGACGGGGAGGAGGAGAGCACGGAUGGGUCCCUGAGCGAGGAGGCUCCUCCCCCUCCACGCAGCAUGGCCAUGGGGCAGUCCUCCUCCUCCCGUCACCAGCAGGCCCUGGCCAUGGCGCGCUCCCUGCCCGUCAGUGUGCCUGUCUGGGGGUACAAGGGCAGCCGCGGGGCGCCCGGAGACGCCAACAGCGGGGAGCGGGCGGGCUGUGCAGACCUGGACCACAUCGCCGCCAGCAUGAAGGCCCUGCUGGACCCGGGGGCCACCGACGGGACAGAGAUGUUCGGAGCCCUGCCCCGACCCCGCCUCAACACGGGAGACUUCUCUCUCAAACACUGAGAGAGAGGAGGGGGAGAGGAGAGAGGGGGGGGGGGGGAGAGCAGAGGGGGAGGAGAGGAGAGGUAGGGAAGAGAGAGGGAGAAGGAAAGGAGAGGAGAGGGAAGAGAGAGGGGGGAGGAGAGGGAGAAUCAGAAGGAAAGACAGGAAUCCGUUAAAGGGUCGGCGACUGUGACUGAAUGAGUGGAGAUUGGGAUUGUCUGGCAGACCUGCAGUCUGUGCUCCUGCCCGUGAUGAUGUCCUCUAGUUUCUUUAUCAGGAACAGCAGCCGCUGGGAGACGACUAACUAACAUGGAGCCACACAGCAGCCUCACUCUGUCAUCAUCACUCUGUCAUCAUCACUCUGUCAUCAUCAGCUCUGCCACGACACCUCCUCACACACCGUCACCAGAAACGCUACCGGCCACCCGCGUCCCCUGCUCCCGCGGUGCCCCGCCCCAACACUAACACAGGACAUGUUCUCACUUCUCCAGCUGGUAGCUUUUAGUACUUUGUGGAGUGAAACUGCGUAGACAAGACUAAAGGAAGGAAACUAAGCUAAUGUUGUGCUUGUAGCUUUUCAGAAUGGGAGGGGACUCGCCCAUGCCUCUACAAACAUGCCUAUUUGUACUUCUACUUUGCCAAUGAAUGAAUGACUGCUAAAAAGACGUGGAUACUAUCUGAGUGACAGUACUAUAUUAUGUUCCAAAUAUUGACUGAAUGAAUGAGCACGAGAGAGUUUGAGGUGGAAAGUGGUGGAACAGAGAUGCGUGCAUCUUAAACAAUGUUUAAGUUACUAUUUUUGUUUGAAAUAAAGGAGAGAAUUGAGGACUA